AUGUACUGGUUCGGCGUCACAUUGCUGGCCGCCCUGGCCCAAUGUACAGCAGCUUUACGACCUCGACCUGAUAGGGGUCAGCAUGUCAUUCGGGAUAAGAAUGAGAGCUCCAUGGGGGCUUCGAAAGCCCGCUGGCCGAGUGGGCUGCACCUGGCCGUUGACUACUACCCAUCACAGUGGCCUGAGUCUAUGUGGGAGCCAGACAUUGCAGCUAUGAAAGAUCUCAACAUCUCGUACGUCCGCAUCAACGAGUUCGACUGGGCAAUACUGGAGCCAGAGCAGGGUGUUUACGACUUCUCUGUCCUGGAUAAAACCAUUCAGCUCCUCGGCCAAUAUGGCCUGAAGGCUAUAUUGGGAACACCAACAGCCUCGCCCCCCAACUGGCUCGUGAAUCAAUAUCCAAGUACCAUGUUUGUCGAUGUCACCAACGCCACUUAUACUUUCGGUUCUCGACGAUACUACAGCUUCUCAUCCUUCGCCUACCGUGAGCUGAGCAGGAACAUUACGCAGGCUCUUGCCCAACGCUACGGGCACGACCCGACCGUUGUUGCUUGGCAGUUGGACAACGAAUUUGGCUGUCACAGCACGGUGCGGACAUAUGAUGCAGACGCUGUCAAGCGUUUCAGAACAUGGUUGCAGAACAAGUAUGGAAAUGUCGAAGCGAUGAACGAAGCUCAAGGCAGAGUCUUCUGGUCGAAUCAAUAUCAGUCUUUCGACGACGUCUUACUCCCUUACCUCAAGGUCUACACAACAAACAAUCUCGAAACACUGGAUUUCUUCACAUUUUCAUCAGAUAUGGUUGCCGAGUUUGCUAAAGAGCAAGCGCAAAUACUUCGGCAAUUUGCUCCAGACCAAGCUAUCACUACCAACUUCAUGAUGCAAUUCACUGAAUUUGACCAUUACAAAUUCGCCCGAGAGGUUGGAAUCGACUUUGCUACAUUCGAUGAAUAUCCUCUGUCCGGGCCCAGCCAAUAUUCAUGGCUGUCCGACCAAGACCUUGCUGACACACUCCGCACGGGUCUUCCAGACUACCAAGCCUUUCACCAUGCCUUGUACAGGGGCAUCGCAGGCGCCGCGUACGGCGAUGUUGAAGGCCCAUUUGGAGUUAUGGAAAUGGAACCAGGUGUGCUCAACUGGAAUCAAUUCCGCGUGUCACCCUGGGAGGGAAUGGUUCGUCUCUGGACUCUCGAGACAUACGCCGCGAAAGGCGAUAUUGUUAACUACUUUCGCUGGCGCCAAGUGCCGUAUGCACAGGAACAAACCCUCUCCGGUCUUCACAUUUCAGAUGGAAGCCAGGAUGAGGGCUACUUCGAGGUGCAAGAUGUUGCGGUAAAUGACCUACCGACUCUACGCGCAGAAUUGGGGACAAACAGCACCCAUGAGCCACAGGGCGACGUGGCCGUGGUCUUCGAUUACGCGUCUGUAUGGACCUGGGCUAUUGAGCCAUACAGUGGAAGUUGGGAUGUCAAGUCUUCAUCCUACACAGACGCGGCACUGAAUUACGCGGAUCUAUCAUAUGGAUUCUACUCGGCUCUGCGGCGGCUUGGCUUGUCGAUUGAUGUGAUUGGUCCAGAACAGAGUCUUGAAGGUUACAAGAUGGUGGUCGUGCCCAGCAUGCCCAUCAUCCCAGACGCUUUCAAUGCUCUUCUUACGGCUUAUACCGGACCAGUAGUCUUUGGUCCACGCUCAGCCGCUCUCACCGCCAAUUUCUCCUAUGCCCCGGGUAUUCAGCCGUCCCAGGGCGCUCUGCGUGACCGUCUACCUAUGCGGGUGACGCGUAUUGAGACGCCGCCCGAAUACGCCAACAGCGGUGUUUCGUAUGGUGGGACCAACUACAGCAUCUCCUAUUGGGAAGAAUGGGUCUCCUGCGAACGUGAGAACAAAACGAGUAAUGUGGCCGUUACUUCGAUAUCAAAACAUCGUGCGGGCAAGCCCAUGGCCUGUGCAUCCGACGGCUCAUGGCAUUAUCUAGGCUUCAAUCCGCCAGUGGACUUUUUAGUGGCGUAUCUUGGAGAUGUAGCUGCAAAUGCCAGUAUCAAUGAUCUGACUGGGAAGGCUGCGAGCAAGGAAAAUGACCUUGGUAGCUCGUUGAGGUUGUUGAGAAGAGGUCAGCUGCUGUGGGCUUUCAACUAUGGCACCGACACUGUGGCUGCCCCCACCGUGGGAGAGGAUGCUAAGUUGGUGAUUGGACAAGCCGGAGAAAUUCCUGCCGCCGGUGUGUCGGUUUGGAAGGUUGGGUCUUAG
Molecule: messenger RNA, 2244 nt
Organism: Diaporthe amygdali
Lineage: Eukaryota; Fungi; Ascomycota; Sordariomycetes; Diaporthales; Diaporthaceae
Exons: 1
Coding region: 1-2244 (747 amino acids)
Biological process (GO): carbohydrate metabolic process
Cellular component (GO): beta-galactosidase complex
Molecular function (GO): beta-galactosidase activity
Source: RefSeq, a predicted model, not a curated record